AUGGUGACCAUCCUCGAUCUUGCGGUCGCCGUUCCAAGGGAAGAAAAAGUGGAAGGGCGAUCAAGGUACAGGGUGCCAAACUGCCAUCACCACUUCAGUGCCGGGAGAGCGUCCGAGUCUUGUGCACGAGGGAAGAUGCUGCCCACGGGGGCUGAGGCACAGCACCCAGCUUCCUACUGGGUUCAGUCAUCUUCCCCUUCCAACUCCGAAUCACAGUCAGGGAAUACUUCUUCGGAUGGUGGCCUGGUCCAGCUUGAAGCAAAGUCACCAAGAAAUGGUGCAUGGUUCGAUGUUGCUGCCAUCCUGUCCUCCAGAUUUUCUGAAACUGGGGACCAGGAAAUACAAGUUUGGUUUUCUGGAUUUGGGGCUGAGGAGGAAGAAUGGAUUAAUGUUUGUAAAUCUGUGAGACUGCGUUCUCUCCCAUGUAUAGCCACAGAAUGUGUUGGUGUGCUUCCUGGGGAUCUUAUUCUUUGUUAUCAGGAAAGAAAAGAGCAGGCCCUCUAUUUUGAUGCUCAUGUUCUUCAAGUUGACAGGCGCACACGUGAUUUAAGGGGUUGCUGCUGCAGUUUUCUUGUUCGUUAUGAUCACGAUCACUCUGAGGAGAUUGUUUCACUGAGGAAGGUAUGUCGUCGACCAUCUGCUGAUGUUAAGAUUGAUAUUGUAUUUGAUCAUAGCCUAGCUGAGCAGAAAGCUCAAAAGUCGCACAAGAGGAUGGAUGUGAACCCUGAUGAGGUCCCCGUGGUUCCCAGCCCACCAAAUCAAGGAGGGCCAUCCGACAAGCUGGCUGCUCCCUUACUUAUCUCGCCUGAUAGCACCCACAGAGAUUCAGUAGCAGAUGUGCAGAUGGGGGAUAUCGAGGCUGCUCCAAACGGUGAAUCUACAAGCAAAGCACAUGGUGACAAGAUGAAUGUCGGAGCGUAG
This is a messenger RNA of Triticum aestivum (bread wheat), 921 nucleotides long. RefSeq names its product protein SAWADEE HOMEODOMAIN HOMOLOG 2-like. The record is from RefSeq and is a predicted model, not a curated record. Lineage: Eukaryota; Viridiplantae; Streptophyta; Magnoliopsida; Poales; Poaceae. Gene Ontology annotation, molecular function: chromatin binding. The coding region runs from base 1 to 921 and encodes 306 amino acids. The transcript is spliced from 7 exons.